Molecule: messenger RNA, 3703 nt
Organism: Mus pahari (shrew mouse)
Lineage: Eukaryota; Metazoa; Chordata; Mammalia; Rodentia; Muridae
Gene: Ctdp1
Product: CTD phosphatase subunit 1
Exons: 13
Coding region: 144-3026 (960 amino acids)
Cellular component (GO): nucleus
Molecular function (GO): RNA polymerase II CTD heptapeptide repeat phosphatase activity
Source: RefSeq, a predicted model, not a curated record
UGCGCAGCCAGCGGCGGGUGAAGCCGGUGUCGGAGCGGGAACAGCCGUGUCGCCGCCGCCCGCGGUGGGCGCCGCGCCCUGAGCGCCUUGUGUUUUCGUUUCCCACCUCUGUUGUGACUGUCCGUGCCGCUCUCUGGGUCACGAUGGAAGCGCCGCCCGCGGCCGGCGUCCCUACCGAGUGCACUCCGGCGGUGGCCGGGGCAGAGGUGCGCUGCCCGGGCCCCACGCCGCUGCGUCUGCUGGAGUGGAAGGUGACGGCGGGCGCGACCGUGCGCAUCGGCUCGGUGCUGGCAGUGUGCGAAGCCGCAGCCUCUGCGCAGCCCGCAGGGCCAGCCCCGGCCCGCACGGCCUCAGGGGGCUGCGUGCGCGCCGCGCGGGCCGAGCGCAGGCUCAGGUCGGAGCGCGCCGGCGUGGUCCGUGAACUGUGUGUGCAGCCAGGCCAGGUGGUGGCCCCUGGAGCACUUCUGGUGAGGUUGGAAGGAUGCAGCCAUCCUGUUGUCAUGAAGGGUCUGUGUGCCGAGUGUGGCCAGGACCUGACCCAGCUGCAGAGUAAAAAUGGAAGGCAGCAGGUCCCCCUUUCUACAGCGACUGUUUCCAUGGUGCACAGUGUGCCGGAGUUGAUGGUGAGCUCUGAGCAAGCUGAGAAACUAGGAAGAGAAGAUCAGCAGCGACUACAUCGAAACAGAAAACUGGUUCUCAUGGUUGACUUGGACCAGACCCUGAUUCAUACGACUGAGCAGCACUGUCCCCAGAUGUCCAACAAAGGCAUCUUCCACUUCCAGCUGGGCCGAGGAGAGCCCAUGUUGCACACGCGCCUGAGGCCUCACUGCAAGGACUUCCUGGAGAAAAUUGCCAAGCUGUAUGAGCUGCACGUUUUCACCUUCGGCAGCCGUCUGUAUGCCCACACCAUCGCAGGCUUUUUGGACCCUGAGAAGAAGCUUUUUUCUCAUCGAAUAUUGUCUAGAGAUGAAUGUAUUGACCCAUUUUCUAAAACAGGAAACCUUAGAAAUCUCUUCCCCUGUGGAGACUCAAUGGUUUGCAUCAUUGAUGACCGAGAAGAUGUGUGGAAGUUCGCCCCUAACCUUAUAACUGUGAAGAAGUAUGUCUACUUCCCAGGCACAGGUGAUGUGAAUGCACCCCCUGCAGCCCGGGAAUCUCAGACAAGGAAAAAAGUAAGUCAUUCUUCUAAGGGAGGGGACAUCUUGGAACAAGUUCUGUCCGUGAGGGAUCCUGAGGACGGCCGACCUGCUCCCGGAGUGGAGCAGAGCAAUGGCCUUGGGAAGGCCUCCCGAGAGCUCAAUGGUGGUGAGGCUGUGCCGGGAGUUUUUCCCAGUAAAGCAGAUGAGAAGGAAGCCUGGCCCCUCACUCGGGCCUCUCCUGCCAGCAGCUCUAGUGGCCACGAGCUGACUGAAGCUCCAGAGCUCCCUGUGUCUUGUGAGUGGGAUGGUCGGACAACGCCAGGGGUGCAGCCCACUCAGGGUGACGCCGCCACCCAGGAUUUGGACUUUGACCUGUCCAGCGACAGCGACAGCAGCGACAGCAGCAGCAGGUCAGAAGGUCAGAGGGCUCCAGCCACCCAGGAGAGAACAAAAGCAGCUUCACAGCACAGUGGGCCCCAGGACACGAGUGGGGGCAGAGCUGCAGCAAGCCCCUUGGGAGAGUCUGGACCUAGCAUACAGCCCCAUGACAAAGGGUCAGACCUGGACACUCAGGAGGAGGGUGAACGGGACAGCCUCUGUGGCCUGGGCAAUGGCAGUGUGGACCGGAAGGAGGCUGAAACGGAAUCCCAGAACAGUGAGCAGUCAGGUGUCACUGCGGGCGAGUCCUUAGACCAGAGUGUCGGGGAGGAAGAGGAGGAGGACACAGAUGACGACGACCACUUGAUCCACCUCGAGGAGAUCCUAGUCCGAGUGCACACUGACUAUUAUACCAAGUAUGACAGAUACCUCAACAAGGAGCUUGAGGAAGCUCCAGAUAUACGGAAAAUCGUGCCAGAGCUCAAGAGCAAGGUGCUCGCAGAUGUGGCUGUAAUAUUCAGUGGGCUGCACCCAACAAACUUUCCUGUGGAAAAGACUCGCGAGCACUAUCACGCCACGGCCCUGGGAGCCAGGGUCCUUACCCAGCUGGUGCUGAGCCCUGAUGCUCCAGACAGGGCCACUCACCUCAUUGCAGCACGGGCUGGUACAGAGAAGGUGCGCCAGGCACAGGAGUGCAAACACCUUCAUGUGGUCAGCCCUGAUUGGCUGUGGAGCUGCCUGGAGCGCUGGGACAAGGUAGAGGAGCAGCUCUUCCCACUCAUAGAUGACGACACCCGGACACAUAGGGAUAACAGCCCUGCAGCCUUUCCAGACAGACUCAGUGUGCUUCCAACAGCCUUGUUCCACCCAACACCCAUCCAUUCCAAGGCCCAUCCUGGUCCCGAGGUUCGGAUCUAUGACUCUCACACAGGCAAGCUGAUCCGGAUGGGCCCCCAGGGUUCUGCACCAGCUCCCUCCAGUGCCCCACUUACCCAUGGAGAGCCUUCCUCCUUCAGAGCUGUUCAGCCACAUCAGCAGCAAAUGUUUGGUGAAGAGCUGCCAGAAUCUCAAGAUGGAGAGCAGCCUGGCCCUGCUAGAAGAAAGCGACAACCCAGUAUGUCAGAGACAAUGCCGCUGUACACUCUCUGUAAGGAGGACUUAGAGAGUAUGGACAAAGAGGUCGACGACAUCCUUGGAGAAGGCAGUGAUGACAGUGACAGCGAGAAGAAGAAGCCAGAAGACCAAGACAAUGAACAGGAGAGAGCACCGAAGCUCAGGAAGCCCAGGGCCCCGGGGAUCCGAAGAGAGCAGCCUGUAGGGUUGCCCUCAUCUGGCGAGAGGAGCACCACUAGCAUGCGUGGGCCCAGAGGCCACAAGAGGAAACUGAAUGAGGAAGACGCUGCCAGCGAGUCCAGCGGGGAGUCCAGCAACGAUGAUGAGGAGGGCAGCAGUUCGGAAGCAGAUGAAAUGGCCGCUGCUCUGGAGGCGGAGCUUAAUGACCUCAUGUGACUAGGACCCGCCCCAUACCAGCCCUUGGCUUGGGUCCUUUUUCUCCAGAAAAUCGUAUAUUUUGCAGAGCUCCACAUACAGAAACACAUUAUUUUCCAGAAAUAAGUGUUUGUAAGAAGUUUUACUAUAGGAAAGUCUACUUUUUUAAGCGGCACAGUGUUCUGAGGAGUUGGUGUGCGAUGCCAAAGAGCUCAACAGGGCCUCUCACGGCGAGCGUGGAUAGAUACAUGAUGUUUGGUCAUGUAGUGAGGGCCUUGGGGGCUUGCCUUUGAAUGCUAUAGCAUAUUUAGUGUGAGGACUGGGGACCCAGUAAGAUUUAGAGAGCAAUAUAACAAAACCUGGCAUCUUGGGCCUUUUCACAGCUGAUGCUAUCAGAAUUUUGAAGGAUUUUAAAGUAAAAGAGCAGUGUAAAUAUGUGUGCACAGGACACCACGACUCACAGGCAGGCCUGAGGGCCCCAGCCACCUUUCAGGCCCUCAGCGGAUCUGCAGAUGCCCUGGAGUUUCUGAUUCAGGUCCCCGUCUGCAGCCUGGGCUGCCUGGGCCACAGCCUGCCAGUGUGGGCAGUGUGACGAGAGACGCCUGUACUACCCUGGAGAUGUGAUGUAAAGUUUUGUAUAUUUCAUACUCCACCCACCAGAUUCUGCUUCCAUUUAAUAAAACCCUUUUUGUAAGCUG